Molecule: messenger RNA, 1071 nt
Organism: Dichotomopilus funicola
Lineage: Eukaryota; Fungi; Ascomycota; Sordariomycetes; Sordariales; Chaetomiaceae
Exons: 1
Coding region: 1-1071 (356 amino acids)
Source: RefSeq, a predicted model, not a curated record
AUGGGCCUCAUCCUCCGUCGCCGGCCUCACGCCCCCCAACCCAAAACCCCCAACCCAAUCCCCGAAAACGUCGUCGAGCAAUACCUCCUCCUAACCAACAUCCUCCAAGACGCCGGUCUCACCCCAGCCGACCAAGCCACCUGUCUCACCAAAUACCGCGCUGUCUUCUCCCCCGACUCCCUCAACGCACUGGCGAAGUCUGAUCCGUUAUUCGCGGGUAUCAAUACCGGCGUUACUAGCCGACUUGCAACCGAUGCCCAGCUGGCACCUUUGACGGGCAGCGGUGGUGCCGACACGAAGCCCGAGGCAGAGAAUAGCGCUCUUCGCCGCGCUAAGACUGUGGCUAACGCCCAGUUGGACAUGCUCUACUACCCCGACCUCACCCACGGCGAAAAAGGCUGGAUCACCGUCCUCUUGCACGCGCUAGCCGCCGAUCUUAAAGCUUCUCACUCCACCGAUUUCAAAACUGCCCACCCCGAGGCGGUUGUAGCUCAGCACCCCGAAGCGUGGAUCCACCGCCCGGAUUGUGCCAUCUGGUUGGGUAUUAUGGCGCGGUUAAGGGUGGUGUUGUUUUCGCAGGGGGGUUGGGAGGGUGUGUCGGGGGAAGUUAGGGAGGGGUAUAAGAGGGGGUGGAGGGGGGUUUUUGGGUUGCCUUUGGAGGAGGAGGGCUUGGUAGUGGGGGGCGGUCAGUGGAGGGAGGGGGGUGAGAGGAAGAUGCGGUGGGCGGAUGUUGUUAAGGUUGGGUCGGGGGGUGCUCUGAAGGCUGAGGAAGGGGUUGGUACAAACACAAAUACGCCUGCGACUGCAACGACUACCGGGCCGUUCUUGACGAAGAGCUUCUUUGCGCAGCAGACGUGUCAUUCGACGUAUUUGGGGUGGUUGAAGCAGGAGCCGGGGGCUGCGUAUGAGAUGCAGCGGGAGCUGAGGAAGUAUUUGGGCUUGCCGCUGACCUUUAGGGGUUCUUCCCCCAAGGCCAGGACUCCGUGGAAGGGGAAUGGCAAGAAGAAGCAGCGGUCGGAGACGAAGGUUGGGGAUGAUGGUUGGAGUCGGGUGGAUAGGAAGACUACCUAG